AUGGCACCCAUGGGGGACGACACGCCGGGCCAGUGCCGCUGGGCUGCCCUCGCCGGCGCGGAGGCAGCGAUAGCGCCGUCCAAACUUGUGGAUCUUCCGCCGAAGGAACAGGUCGCUCGAGGGAGGGAGCUGCUCUCGAUGUUGGGCUGCGGCAGGGAGGACUCCGCGAAGUCCCCGGCCGCGCAGAAGAGCAGAGAGUCCGACAGGAUGGACUCCGGCGCCUCCAUGGCGAGCUCCAUGUCAAGACAUCUGGACAGCUUGGCGUCACAGUCGCAGGAUGCCCAUGUUUCGAGCUUUGCCCCGGCAGCGACCACUGUCGGAGUUCAGCAGGUCGUCAGCUAUGACGGCAGCGAGUGGAUGGUACAGGGAGGUUUUGGAUCCAGGCCUGACGACACCACCGCGGCGCCGAACGCCCCACUCUGGGGCAGCUCUGCUGCAAGCGGCUCCGUCCACACCGCGUCUGCAGGCACUCCCUGGUCCGCCACCAACGCCAUUCUGACGAACUGGUCUAUGGGCAUGCCAUCGACAGCGGUGGCCGCCGCGACUGUGACGCCCAUAGCUGUGAUGGGGGCCACGGGCCCGGCUGUGUGGCAGCCCCUGGAUAGCGGGUCCACAGGAUCUUUGGCAGGCUGGACGGCAGGAGCUGCAAUGACAAUUCCGUCGGACAUGCAAUGCAUGACCGCAGCUCCUGGCAUGGGCAUCGACCUGGCUGUGCCCGUUCCGAUGCCCAUGGUGAUGGCCUCCAGCUCGGAGCUGGGCUCGUCCAUGCUGAGCCGGAAUCAAAUGCGAGCCGAAGCGGCGCCGUGUACGUUCCUGGUUCCAUGCCACUCAGCGUCGGAGCGUAAGGACAGGUUCCCCUCGCCGGCACGCGCGGCUUGUCAUGCAAAUUUCUUUGUGCGAGAGCAGGGCCGGACGCCCAAAGAGGGGUCAGGGACAAAACGAUGGAUGCUGAGUGCAUGCCGCAAUUCGGCUAGACUGCUGGCAUGCAAGCUGCCAGCGAAGACGCUGCCUAGCAGCAGCGAGCCGGUUUCUUAUGGUGUAAUUUCGGAGCGAUCGCCGGCAAUCAUCAAUCUCCCGCCAACGCUCUUGCCCCUGAGCUUGGAGGGCUCCCGGACGCCAGGGUACCGAAAUCCCAGUUUGAAUGACCAUCCAAAGCCAACUCCGGGGACGCAGCUGGAGGUGGCCCGCCAAUCAGAGCAGUAUCUGGAAAGGCGUGGCUGCGAUCCGCGGCCGGGGAUGCGGGUGCACAGGAAGGUCGUCGUGCAGGCUGGCACGUUGCCCAGCUGCUGCACGGUGCAGCCUGCCAAUGAGGACUCGCGGGGAGUGCUGAACCAGCGGCUACUGGCCGCAUGUCGCGACAACGACAUCGGAGCCCUGAAGAUGGCCCUCGAGGAGGGGGCCUUCCUAGAAACUCGGCGCCCCUUCGUCAUGCGGCCGAAGCCCCCCUCCGGGGUUUUCGGUGACGAAGGCCACCAGAUCAAGCGGAAGACUCCAAAGGAGGGUCUGACGCCUCUCAUGUAUGCCUCGCAGAAUGGCUCGGUGUCUGCCGUUCACAUGCUGAUGGAGGCCAGGGCCAACAUCAUGGCCAAAGAUGAGGAGACCUUUGUGGGGUAG
Messenger RNA from Symbiodinium natans, 1614 nucleotides. Lineage: Eukaryota; Dinophyceae; Suessiales; Symbiodiniaceae. The record is from the annotation of a GenBank genome assembly.